Molecule: messenger RNA, 3237 nt
Organism: Phlebotomus argentipes
Lineage: Eukaryota; Metazoa; Arthropoda; Insecta; Diptera; Psychodidae
Product: 5-hydroxytryptamine receptor 1A-like
Exons: 6
Coding region: 256-1767 (503 amino acids)
Biological process (GO): G protein-coupled adenosine receptor signaling pathway; adenylate cyclase-activating G protein-coupled receptor signaling pathway
Cellular component (GO): membrane
Molecular function (GO): G protein-coupled receptor activity
Source: RefSeq, a predicted model, not a curated record
ACACGCAAAAUCGAAUUUCAUUAUCAGAAGUGCGGAGUGUUGUGUAAUUUUUCAAUAAAUACCGAAUGAAGGAGAAAAAAACCGAAAGAUAAGGCGAAUGGAAGAUACCACAUAGACUAUAAUUAAAUUCUCGAAAGAUAGUGGCAGAAGAUGAAAUGAAUAAAGAAAAAAAUGCUGACGCCAGGCACUUUCUGUAAACGUUCAAUCAAAGUAUAGCAGAAGAGUGCAAAGUGUAUAUAGUGAGAGUGAUACAAAAUGGGUGAAUCCAUCAUGCCAAUCUUUGCUGAUCGCCUCCGUAGUGCAGACACACUCAUUUACGAAAUUGAAACCACUCUUGGGCUGGAUACAGACAACUCAACAGCUGCUACAUCAGUGUCAGCAACAUUGCGUCUCUACGACAUCUUCAUUCCCCUCCUUGGCGUCUUCAUAAUUCUCCUCAACUUGGCUGUGGUUAUUUCCAGCGGAUUGAUCCUCAAAAGAGGUCAGCAGCCAAGAAGCACUUAUAUGUUCCUGGGAAAUGUAGCUCUCUCCGAUUUAGUGACUGGUAUUGCUGUGCUCUUUGGCCAAUUCUAUCCACGAGAGUAUCGAGAUGAGCAUUCAUGUGCUAUUCAAAUUGGCAUGAUUGUCUCCUCCACGGUAACAUCUGUGUACAGCGUAGGGCUUAUUGCCAUCGACAGAUUCCUCUAUAUACUCUACGGACUGCAGUAUCAAAGGUGGAUCUACCCCAACAGGACGCGAAUUCUCAUACUAUUCACAUGGAUCCUCGGUUUGAUAAUCGGAUUCCUGCCGGCCAUGGGGUGGCGCGGCGACACGGACAAUGGCCGUGUGUGUUGGUUUAUCGUGCUAGCGCCACCGGAAUUGGUGCUGCUGACCACCAUCCUGGGCCUCCUGCCCAUCCUCCUCGUGGUCGUGCUGUACAGCAUAAUCCUCUACCACGCUCUCCGCCGGGUGAUCGCACUGAACAAGGCCACACAGCAGCACACUGGCGUGCAGAGUGGCACACUUCGGAUGCACGUAGGCGCCUCCACCCAGACCCUCAACGAGGAGACGCUUGCAGCGGCGACCACAUCCGAUACGGAAGAGCCCUUGCAGCCACGGAGGAGAUUUCUUCGAUUUCUAUCGCGGCGAAGAGCGAAGAGCAGGACGAAUGUACGCCAGACAACCGGAAAAUCGCCCAGCAAAUGGAAAGCAAUUAAAGUGGUGCUAUUUACCACGGGGAGUUUCGUCUUUACCUGGGUGCCAUACUUUAUCGCCUCCACAAUGUACGUGAAUUGCGAUCCGCAGGCAACGCCAGAGUUCUGCACGAGCCUCCGAAUUGCCAUUGCCAGUCCGCUGGCAAUUCUCGGUUUCGCCAACAGCCUUCUCAAUCCCAUUAUCUAUGCGUGGUGGCACAAUGGCUUCCGGGAGACGAUGAAGAAAAUCUGCUGCGGUCGAUGCCGCAAGACGUCGGAGGAGCACGGCAGCUCCAGUUCGCAGCGGAGCAGAAGCACGCCCGCCACAAGCCCCGCCACCGCAGCCCCAUCAGCCACGAGCCACUCCGGACGGGCGAACAGUGGGAGUGACACGGAUCUGGCUCAGCACUCGCCCGACGACUCCGACAUUGAGAGCACUCCAAGUACACGUGCCAAGACCUACGUCAACCCCUUGCCUGACAUAUCACCCAGCGCAAGAUCUUCAUCCCCCGCAACAUUUAUGACAAAAGUCUCAGAAGGCGGAAUGAGCAACAGAGGCAGAAAUUCAGUUCCUAAUUCGCUUUCAUAUCACUAGAUAGCUGACUUUGCAGGAAAUUGUGGAAUCACAGCACGAAAAGGACGCUUAGAAUAACCGUGUGUGUGUGAAAUAGUCUUCAAAAGAGUAGUAAUACUAUGUUAUUUUUAUGAUUUCGAUUAUGAAAUGCAUGUGUAAAAUAGAAUUAGUUCAUUCCGUUCAUUCAGUUAUAAGUUAGCUUUAAAAUAUUUCACAAAAAUGAACAUUUAUGAAUAGGAAACAAAUAAAAUGGCACUAAAUCAUAAUUUAAUUUUCAUGACUUGCAUGAAUAAAUAUAAAAAGUUUUAAUAUUCCCGUACUGUAAAGAAUCCCAAUUAAAUAAAGUUAUUAAAAACAAUAUUAAUUUAAAUUGGAGCUUUGACUGGUCAUUCGGAAAAAGUGUUGCGAAGAAGUGAUUACCAAAUAUUGCCAAAGCGUUGAUAGGUAUUUAACAAGGUAGUUAAGGACUAUAAUGGAAAUUGAUUUAAAAAAAAAGUCAAUUAUAAACAUAUAUAAACUUAUGUAAUCGAAAUUUGUCAGUAUAGAAAAAUAACAUGCAAUUUUAGUCUCUCAUUUAAACGUAACUCUGGCCUUUGAAAGCAAAGUGCUUUUUGUGCUAGAUAUAUGCAAAUCUACUUUCAGAUGGAAAAUUCAUCUAUAUAUUAAUAUUUAAAAACCUCUAUUCAAUUGGAAAUCCAACUAAUUUCCGGAAUGGUUAGAGUGUCACGUCUGCCCAAAGCCUACCACGAUUCUCCAUUUCGCUUCAUUUAGCUGUGAUUUCCAUUCCCUCUCAUGCAGUUGGACAUUAUAAAUUAUUUCGCAAAAUUUGAUAUGUUUGCCAGAUAAUAAAUGUAUCCAAAUAUGCUAUGCAAAUUGCAAACCUAUUUUAAAAUAAUUAUUUACGAGGACGGUUGAAAGUCGAUCAAAAUUACGAAAUAUUUUAUUUGCAAAUAAAUAUCAAAGUUGGAAGCUAUAUUUUGAUACAGAUACAUUGGAUUUAAUUGUAUUAUUUUUGUUUGAUGUUGAAAAAAAAUCAAAACAAACCAUUAUAUUAUAUUUACUCUGCUGAUAACUGAAAGUUUCAAUUGCUAGAUAAAUUCUUGCUUGAAUCAAUAAAAUGAUACAAAAUGCAUACGUAUGUCAGUAAAGCGGUAUGCAAGAAGGGUUUGCAAUUAAAAACUCUAAUUAAAAUAUUUCAAUAAUAUUUAGUUUAAUCCACACGAAAACAUUGAAAGGUGAAUUUCAUUACCACAAAUCCUUCUCUAAUUAAGAGAUGAUUAAUAUAAUUUGAAUCGUAAAGUAGUUUCAAUUAUAUUAAACUGACUGAAUAUAAGCUCAAAGUUUGUAAGAAACUAUUAUGACACUUGGCAUUAAUUAGAGUAUUUUACUCUGACAAGAGUAAAAAGUUACAAUUAAAAAGAGUAUCUUGAAAAAUCUGUGUCUAAUUCUGUACGAUAAAAGCGAAAAAUCACGACUGUUUCUUGUAAAACG